AUGCAUACACAAGAGACGCAAGAAACGUGUACGACAAUUUCAGCAUGCUUGCACGAAGAACAAGAGUCAAAGUUAAUGCAAGCUCUUGAAGCUUCAACAAUGAGAAAAGUGCAGGCAACUGACGAUCAUAAAAAUUCUGAACAAAAAGAACCGACAAAAUUUAUCGAAAAUCAACAAAAUCCAACAACUUCAAAAGAAUUUUUCGACGAAUCUCGUGAAAUAAUCGAAACAAGUACAAAAACUUCAUUAAAUGGCGACGAGGAAACAAUUUUCAUCCCAGAUAUUGACGAAGGAAGUCCAAGGCCUGAACCCAAUAAAAGUGCAAAUCAAAUAUUUUUCACGGAAACCACAAACAUCGAUGGCGGUCCAUUAAUUCUGAAUGCGAGAGAAGCUUGUGCCGUCGAGUCAGCUGCCAUUUUUCAUCCAAAUCGUACCAUUUUUGUCAUUUUUACGGGACCAACGUACAAAAAUAAUUCAGAAUUAAUUAAAAUUCUCCAAGAAAAUUAUCCAAACAUCCAUUUUCGAAGCGCAAUUUUCGAAAAUAUCACAAACGGAAGUCCCUUGGAAGGCUUUACUAAAUUUCGUGAAUCAACUUUUCUGAGUGUUCACGUUUCCGACGCCUUGCGUUUAGUUCUUUUAUGGAAAUAUGGAGGACUUUUUCUCGAUUUAGACAUCGUAGUGCUCAAACCCUUCGAUGCCUUGAACGAAAAUUUCGUUUGUCGUGCCGCCAAUAAUCGACUUCAGAGCGGGACUUUGGAUUUUUCGGGUAAAGGAAUCGGGAAAAAAGUUUCGCAAAUGUGUCUUGAGCAUUUAAGAGACAAUUUUGAUCCGAAACUUUGGAAUUCGAAUGGACCGGAUCUCAUCAUGGCAGUUAUGAAGCGGAUUUGUAAGGUUAAGAUACCGGAUAUGAACGAGAAACGAUGUCAAGGCAUGAAAGUUUUGGCUAAAAAUGAUUUUUUGCCGCUUGGAGAAGCAAAACAGUACAUCGAUCAAGGAAAAAAUCGAUCAUAUCCUGAAAAAAGUGAAAAUUAA
This is a messenger RNA of Culicoides brevitarsis, 1032 nucleotides long. RefSeq names its product alpha-1,4-N-acetylglucosaminyltransferase-like. NCBI's taxonomy places the organism in Eukaryota, Metazoa, Arthropoda, Insecta, Diptera, Ceratopogonidae. Gene Ontology annotation, molecular function: alpha-1,4-N-acetylgalactosaminyltransferase activity. Gene Ontology annotation, biological process: glycosphingolipid biosynthetic process. Bases 1 to 1032 code for a protein of 343 amino acids. The record is from RefSeq and is a predicted model, not a curated record. The transcript is spliced from 4 exons.